Molecule: messenger RNA, 912 nt
Organism: Linepithema humile (Argentine ant)
Lineage: Eukaryota; Metazoa; Arthropoda; Insecta; Hymenoptera; Formicidae
Product: bolA-like protein 3
Cellular component (GO): mitochondrial matrix
Source: RefSeq, a predicted model, not a curated record
GACUUGCAAUUAAUGAUUAUGUGACCAAAAUAUGUUCACAUAGCGCUGCAUCGUGUGGAUAUGACAAGUAUCUUAACCUCUAAACUCUCCAACUUUAACGUGCGAUAACUCGCUUCGCAAGGCAGACCGCGGCUUUUUUCAGAUCCUUUCGUUUUAAGUGAAAACGUGUCGAUUGAGUGCUCAUUUAUUAAAAUCGGAGGUGAAGCGGCUUUACCUGAUGUAACCUAAUCUAACCUAAUUACGCGUGCGCUAAUGAGGUUAAUUCCGAGUCGACCAGUGAUGUUCUUCGUUGAUUUUCUCGAUUGUUUUCAAUGAAAAAAUAUCUUAUCAACGACGAAAUCCUGAGAAGAAAAAUAAAUACACGAUAGAGAGCAAUCGCUUCAUCCGGCUAUGUUUCAACGUGUGUUUACGUCGAGUUUUCGCGGUAUAUCGCAAUAUUUUGUAAACUAUAGAUAAGCAAUGAGUCUCGAAAAGACUACAAUGACAAAGAUGCAUAAAACCAAACUGUUGCAGUUGCUAUCUCGGCUAUGGAACGGACCUAAUGGCGUACUUGCAGGUAAACAGGCUGAGCAAAAAAUGAUAUCCAUUCUUACAAACAAGUUUCCCAAUGCCCAACUGAUUGAGGUCACUGAUGUAUCAGGAGGAUGUGGUGCUAUGUUUGAUAUAAACGUUGUUGCUCCAGAAUUCAAAGGACUAAAUACCGUAAAGCAGCAUCGAAUCAUUAACGAGGUUCUUAAAGAAGAAAUCAAAGAUAUGCAUGGCCUUCGAAUACGUACAAGUAUUCCAUAAAUUUUUGUAUAGACAAUUGUGUUACAUUAGUUUCAUGAAAGUGAAAAUGAGUAAUAUUUAAUAUAAAUUUUUAAAUUAAACUUAUAUAAAUCUAAAGAUCUAUCAGUGUGUACAUUUUUAUUG